AUGGUGCCUGUCCUGCUGUCUCUGCCUCUCCUUCUGGGUCCUGCAGUCCUUCAGGAGACUGGUCCUUAUUCUCUGGUCUUCCUCUACACGGGCUUGUCCAGGCCCAGCAAAGGCAUCCCCAGGUUUCAAGCCACUGCAUUUCUCAAUGACCAGGCCUUCUUCCACUACAACAGCAACAGUGGGAAGGUGGAGCCUGUGGGGCCGUGGAGCCAGAUAGAAGGAAUGGAGGACUGGGAGAAGGAGAGCCAGCUUCAGAAGGCCAGGGAGGAGAUCUUCCUUGUGACCCUGAAAGACAUCAUGGACUAUUACAAGGACAGUGCAGGGUCUCACACCUUCCAGGGAAUGUUCGGUUGUGAGCUCUUGAAUAACAGAAGCAGUGGAGCAUUCUGGAGAUAUGCCUACGAUGGACAGGAUUUCAUAGAGUUCAACAAGGAAAUCCCAGCCUGGAUCCCCUUAGACCCAGCAGCUGUGAACACCAAACAGAAGUGGGAGGCAGAAAAAGCAUACACACAGCGAGCCAAGGCAUACCUGGAAGAGGAGUGCCCUACAAUGCUGAAGAGAUACCUCAACUACAGUAGAUCUCACCUGGACCAAAAAGAUCCUCCUACUGUGACCAUUACCAGCCAUACAGCCCCAGGAAGAAACAGGAUAUUUAAAUGCCUGGCCUAUGACUUCUACCCACAAGGAAUUAGUCUGCACUGGAACCAGGCCGGCAAGAUGCUGACAUCUAAAUCAGGAGGUGUUUUUCCCAAUGGAAAUGGCACUUACCUAUCCUGGGUGGAGGUGGAAGUUCCUGCUCAAGACAGAGACCCCUACUUCUGCCACAUAGAACACAGUGGACUGUCCCAAUCUCUCUCGGUGCAGUGGGAUGAGACAAGGAAAGCAAAAGCUGAAAGCAACAUGGCAACUCAGCCUCAGUAA
Molecule: messenger RNA, 921 nt
Organism: Cricetulus griseus (Chinese hamster)
Lineage: Eukaryota; Metazoa; Chordata; Mammalia; Rodentia; Cricetidae
Source: RefSeq, a predicted model, not a curated record